This is a messenger RNA of Bathycoccus prasinos, 2721 nucleotides long. RefSeq lists its product with no specific name. The record is from RefSeq and is a predicted model, not a curated record. Gene Ontology annotation, biological process: mismatch repair. Gene Ontology annotation, molecular function: ATP hydrolysis activity; mismatched DNA binding; ATP binding. The coding region runs from base 1 to 2721 and encodes 906 amino acids. The transcript has a single exon. Gene Ontology annotation, cellular component: MutLalpha complex. Lineage: Eukaryota; Viridiplantae; Chlorophyta; Mamiellophyceae; Mamiellales; Bathycoccaceae.
AUGAGGAACACUCGCACUGCUACUAUUCAAUCGAUCGACCCCUCGUCGGUGCACAGAAUAUGUUCCGGCCAAGUCAUCUUGGACAUUUCCUCGUGUGCGAAAGAACUCAUCGAGAACAGCGCAGACGCCGGGGCGACGAACGUGGAAAUUCGAAUGCGAGAGUUUGGAUUGGAAUCCGUCGAGGUGAGCGAUAACGGUUCCGGAGUUGCGAGAGAGGACGUGAAGAUGUUGACGAUGAAAUACGCGACGUCGAAACUGAGAACGUUUACGGAUUUAGAGGAUGGGGUGGAUACGUUUGGGUUUCGAGGCGAAGCGUUGUCGUCCUUGUGUGGGACGUGCGAGCGAUUGAUAAUCACCACGAGAACUUCGAGCGACGAGGAAGGCUUGAAGGUGACGUUUGAUAAAAACGGCGACGUCGAGACGGAGGAGAUUUGCGCGCGGUCGGUUGGAACGACCGUGAGAGUUGAGAAGUUAUUUCAUCCCUUACCGGUGAGACGGAAACAGUUUGAACGAAACAAAGCGAAAGAGUACGCGAAGUUGUUGCGGGUUUUACAAGGCUACGCGUUGGCCUCGGAAACGAGCGGGUGUCGAUUCGUCGCCACGCACCAGCAAGGUAAAAACGGCGCCAGGCAAACGGUGUUGCAAUGUCGAGCGUCUGUUUCAAAUGGUGGUGGUGGUGGUUUCCGCGAUCGCGUGGCGUCGGUUUUCGGCGCGAGAACGGCGGAGAGCGUGUUUGAAAUCGACAUCGGUUUAGAGCGAGAGAAGAGCGCGGAUGAAAUUUUAGAAGAAGAAGUAAAAGAAGAAGAAGAGGAUGUAGAGGAUGUAGAUAACGACGACGACGAUCGUUUCGGACGAUGUACAGGGUGGGUCUCUUUGCCCGGUCUCGAAAAUAAGAAAACCUCCGCGCGAGCCUCGGCAGAUCGGCAAUUCUUUUACGUCAACGGACGCCCGGUAGAUUAUCCGAAAAUCGCGAAAACUCUGAACGAAACGUUUCGCGCGUACAACGCGACUACGACGAACGCAAAUUAUCCGUCCUGCGCAUUGAAUUUUGAAGUGCCGAAACAUCUCGUGGACGUGAACGUCUCUCCUGAUAAGAGAACGGUCAUGUUUACGAACGAACACGACAUAUUGAUGUACUUUAGGAACGGGAUCAAGAAAGCGUUCGAACGCGCGGUUGGCGGGAACGGAGAAAGAGGGUCGGCGGAUGGUCUCGUGAGGAAUUUUAGAGCAACCGGGGUGGACCUGUCGCAGCUGCCGAUGACGCCCGCAGACGCGUUGAUUGAUGGCCCGAUGAAGGGUGCGAUGAUGAUUGAUACCGAUGAGUUUGAAGUGAUUGACGACAGCGAUGGAGAACAAGGAAAAGAAGGUAUCGCUUGCGCGUUACCCAUGCCGCCGAUCCAAGUCAAAGAGGAGAAGCCGAUGCGAGUUUCCGCCGACGCUUCGACGCAACAACAACAACAGCAGCAGCAAACAGAUUUGCAAGCCUUUGGUUUCACUCGAGAAGCUAUACCUGCCACGCAAAGGAGAAACACAGCCGUUAUCGAUAAGAUUGCGGCCGAAAUCGCCGCGGUUGAAAACACGGAGACCAAGUUUCAAUCGUUACCGGAGACAUACAAGGAACGCGCGGUGAUGUUACCGUCGGAUUCGGAAAACGACGAAGACGAAAUUAUGGAUGCAGAUUUCGACCCAUUCGCGAUGAAAGCGACGAUGGCGGGUAAAAUUUCGUCGAAGAAGCGCAAAGUAAUCGAUGAUCUAAACGCGACGACCGAAGCGGAGGAGAAUGAAAUAAUUGAAAACGACGCAGACGGCGAGAAAGAAAAUAACUUUGAGCAUCGAAACGCUCAACAGCAACGACAACAACAGCAAACGCUUAAAGAAGUCGAGUUUAAUAUCGAUGUCGUUCGCGUAAAGAGGUUGAAACGAGCGAAAAGAGAGAAACGUUUAGCGCUCGAAAGGGAGAAAAAAGCCUCCGCGGAUGCCGAGUUGCUGAAAGAAGCUUCUUUACACAACCAAGAUAACGCGGCGGCAACCAACGCGCUCAUCCGGCGGUUCGAUAAAUCCGAGUUUGCCAACGUUCGCGUCGUCGGACAGUUCAAUCUCGGCUUCAUCAUUGUCGUUCGCGACAAUACCGAUAUAUUCAUCGUCGAUCAACACGCCAGCGACGAGAUUUACAAUUUCGAGCGACUACAAAAAACGACGACGUUGAACAAGCAACCGUUGAUUCAACCGCAACGGUUGGAACUGUCACCGGCGGAGGAACAGAUCGCGAGAUCGAACGAAAAGACGUUCUUAAUGAACGGGUUUGGGUUUUGUGACGUUGCAACAUCUCCUCCCAACUUUCCGGGCGAUGAAUCCUCCUCCUCUCGCUUGGCGCUCGCCGCGGUCCCGUUUAGCAAAGACACCGUCUUCGACGCCUCGGACGUCCACGAACUCGUCGCAAUGCUCGACGAGGGAGAAUACGCCGUCCCAGUUCGUUCUCAACUUUCCGUCGGUUUAUUAAAAAACUCCGCCGCCGAUGCCGGCGGUAGUACUAAAACCGUCCUCCGUCCGAGUAAAGUCCGAAACAUGCUCGCCAUGAGAGCCUGUCGGUCGUCGAUCAUGAUCGGCCAGCCUUUGAGUCGACGCAGGAUGAAGAAAAUCUUGCAAAACUUAUCCGCGUUGGAGAGGCCGUGGAACUGUCCUCACGGAAGGCCAACCAUGCGACACGGCUGUCGAUUGUAA